GGUCUUGGCUCCCUGAACCGUGAGAACGCCGGCGAUCGGCGGCGCCUCCACGUCGUCGUCGUCGUCUCGUUGUUCCCACCAAAUACACCCGAGUCAACCGUAUCGCGUCCAGUGCGCGUGUAUCACCCCAAAGAUCGACGACCCGAUCCUAUACCGAUUCCCUUCGAGCGAUUAAAAAGAAAAAAAAAAUAUACACGUAUACCCUGUACGAUCGGCUUGUGUAACCGUGCCACCGAUGUGGGUGUGACGACAGCAGGUCAGCUUGCAUUGGUGAAAACGAUAUCUGUGCGGGCGGUGGAUGAGGUUACCGAUCUAGAGAAGAAGACAAGAAGAAGAAGAGGUCGAGGAUGCCGUACUACGGGGAUGGGGCGCCGUACUAUUACGGCGGGGGCGGUGGCAGUCCCUUCUCCAAUCACAGCUCGUUGAUGACGAGCGUUGGCCGCUACUACAGCCCGAUCGCGGCUCGCUACUCGCCGCACCUGUCGACGAUCUCGGAGUCGCCCUCGCCCUUUGGCCACCGCCGCCGCCACGUGUCCACCACCGGCGCGUCCCCAAGCGGCACCGCCGCCUUUGGCCGGCCCCGUCGCACGAUCGACACCGCCGACAUCGACGUCACCAAGCCACCGCGCAACUACACCCAAGACACCCACCACAACCAGACCAACAAUCGGCACCGCCUCCGCCGCGAUCGCCCGACCAUAAAGAUCCGCUCGCAGGCGCUCAAGGACAACCCGGCCCUGCGCGAGUACAACGAGAAGCACGAGAAGACCGUCGGCGAGCUCCUGGUCGAGAAGUUCCUCAUCAAGGACAAACAGCCGGCUGCCGAGCGCAGGAUGCGGCUGUACCACCAGGCGAGUCUCCUACGACUACCCGAGGAGGAGCCAGUCAAGGGAAAGGAGGAGGAGGAGGAGGAGGACUUGUUGGCCGCGAUGAGGCGACGCGUCACCAGGCGCAUGACCCGAAGGAGGUCCUCGGCGGACGUGGUGCCCAUGAACCCGGAGCAGAUAGAGCGGGAGGCGGCGCUGCUGGCCGCGCAGGCCGAGGCCCUGGACAGCCUCGUGGCGGAGGAGCAGGCCGAGAUCGAGGUCGAGGUCAGACGGGGCACCUUCGCCAAGAGGCAGGCCAUGCGCUGCCUGGCCGUCGACGUGUCCGAGACGGAGGACGAGGGGGACGAGCCGACGGCCCCGAGGAAGAGGAAGCACCAGCGCAAGAGAUCAUCGAUGGAGAGGCGCGAAGUGGAUAGCGACGAGGAGGAGGAGGACGACGACCAGGUGAUCCUCGAGAUCCCGGAGAGCGUGAUCGAGGAGGAGGAGGAGGAGGGGGACUUUGAGUGGGACGACAGGGUCAAGUGCGACGAUGUCGGGGCCAUCGUGCCGCCCGGCAAGGACGAGGUGAUCAUCAAGAUAAACGACGUGGUGGCGGCCCAGGGCGCGCUCGGGCCCAGAGUGGAGGAAGCGAGGCGGGGACUGUUGCCGAGGAAGCUGAGCUUGGAGAUCAUCGACGAGAAGAUCCAGGAGACGCGCAAAGAGAUCAAGGACCUGAUCUGCAAGGAGAAGCGCUUCCCGGAGCUCAAGCGUAGGGAGAAGAUGCUGAAGCUUGACGGCAACGACAGGGCGGACCGAGGAAAAGCAAUGGAGGUGGGGGAGGUCGUGCCGCGCUUCAAGAUCGAGGCGUGCAACAGCGUCGGGGACUUUUCCACCCUGUACGUGAAGGCAGCCAACGCCGAGCCGGCUCGCAAGGUCGAGAGCCACCGCGAGAGCGUGAGACUGCCAGCGCCGCCGUCCUUCCUGCAACAUCAGGAGGUUGGUGAAAGCAGGGGGGACGUGGUGGAGACGACCGAGGAGAUAGUGUUGCCGAUGCGCAAGCCGUACGUGCUCGAUGCCGCGCGCAACAGUGUUUACCUGGCGCUGAAGCCGAGCCAGAAGGACCGGCGAGCCAUUGUCGAUGAAUCGGAGCUUGAUCGGCGGGGAUCGAUCGUUAUCGACGAAACGAGGAAGGAGAGCGUUGCCAAGUGCACCGAGGAUCGGUCAAAGAUAGAAAGUGGCGCCGAUACGGUUCGAGUGGUCGGUGAGAAGGGGGAGGCUGGCAGUGUUGGUGCGCCAGUCGCGGCGAUAUCGGCCGGGAUCGGUGGUAAGGAGGAGUUUGUCGCCUGGUGGGACGAGUCACCUGCCGCUAAGGUAGAGGACAAAAGUGCGCCCGCUGCCUUGAGCAAGUCUCUGGAGAAGUCGAGCGCGGCUGAAGCUGUCGUCGCUGGGAGCGAUUCGAAGAGUGCAGCGAAGAGGGAAGUUGGCGAAAGUGUUUUGAAGCCAGUGGGUGACAAGGGAAGGGACAAGUCGAAGAGUCCCGCUAAAGAGACAGCAGCUACCAGAGAAGCCAUCAGUGCCGUCGAGAAAGUCCGAGAUAAGGUUGCUGUUGUUACCGAGGCAAAGAAGGAGGUCAAAGAUAAGUCAGAACUUAAGAGCGAGAGAGAGAAACCUGUCGACAAAAAGUUAGAAUUAAAAGCUUGUACCGAUAUUAAAAUCGCAGGGGGAGAAAAAUCUGUUGUCAAAAAGGUAGAGCCGGAAGAAAAGCAAGUAAAAAGUUUGGUGGAGGAGAAAUCUGUUGACAAAAAGGUAGAACCGAAAGAAAAAGUAGCUAAGGGUUUGACGGACAAGAGUGAAUCGAAACUAAAACCCACCGAUAAAAAGGCAGUAAAAGGUUCACCGGACAAUAAAAUCGUAGUGGAAGAAAAAUCUGCCGACAACAAGGUACAGCCCAAAGAAAAGGUAACGAAAGGCUUGACGGACAAUACAACCGUAGUGGAAGAAAAACCUGCUGAUAAAAAGGUAGAACCCAAAGAAAAAACAGCAAAAGCUUUGACGGACAAUAAAAUCGUAGAGGUCGAAAAACUUGUCGAUAAAAAGACAGAACUUAAAGAAAAAGCAGCAAAGAGUUUGACAGAUAUUAAAAUCGCAGGGGAAGAAAAACCCAUUGAUAAAAAGGUAGAGCCCAAAGAAAAAGAAGCGAAAGGAUUGACAGAUAUUAAAAUCGUAGUGGAAGAAAAACCCAUUGAUAAAAAGGUAGAGCCCAAAGAAAAAGACGCGAAAGUUAAAAUCGUAGUGGAAGAAAAACCCAUUGAUAAAAAGGUAGAGCCCAAAGAAAAAGCAGCAAAGAGUUUGACGGACAAAAAAACCGAAGCAAAAGAAAAACCGACUGACAAAAAGCCCGACUCCAAGGAGAAAGUACCGGAAAGUAAAGUCGACGAGAAGAAAGACAAGCCAAAGGCAAAACCAGCCGGCGACAGGGACAAGCCAAAGAGCCCCGCUGCAAAGGACAAGUCGCUCUCGGCACCCAGCCGCUCGGAAAAGAAACCCAGGAGCGAGUCGCCCCGAUUCGAGCGACCCCUACCCGACAUCCCCGAGGAGACCUCCCAAAUAACGUCCCCCACCGAACCCAAGGCUCCACCGAACGACACCGGAUCCCCUUUCGCUAGAACAACCGAGGAACCGCCGAUCACCGGCUUUGCCAAACGAGACCGGAGGAAGAUCGAUGCGGCUGCCAUCAUGAAGAUCGAGAAGAAGAUACUCGAGGACUCGGACUCGCCCCACCAGAUACGCAGCGGCGCCAUACCCGACAACCACGCGCCGGAGACGAUGCAGCAGCCCGAGCCCGAAAUAGACUUCUGGAACGAGAUCGGCAGCCCCCGGAGCGUCCGUCUCUCCAGAAAACCGCAGUCCCACCUCGACUCGGAGCCAAGGAGGUCCCUCGAGCUCGACCUCUCCGCGCCACCCAACGACGAGGAGCCCCGCUGCAACGGCACGUCCAGGCGCCGCGGCUCCACGGACGAGCAGCUGAGCGAGACCGAGCGCACCAGCACCGUCAAGAAAAUCUCCAAGUGGACCAACCACGACAACCUGUCGAGCCUCAACGACGCCGACGCCACCCCCCUAGCCUCAAAGGAGGCGAGCCCCCUCGUCUCGGCCGCCUCCUCCACCACCAAGAAACGGAUCGUCAAGAAGAAGAAACCGGCAUCUGCGGCGUCGAGCACGAAGAAGUCCAGCGAGAAGGUGAGCACGAAAAAGGGCACGAAGAAGGGCAGCAAGGCGGGUAGCAAGGCGGGCCUCAAGGCGCCUAUGUCCGCCGCCGGCUCGCCCCGGAACUCCCCGAGCCAGAGGCCCGCCGAUCUGAACAAGCUGUUCUACACGACCCCGGCGAUACUGCUGACGGCGACGCCGAGGGACCUGCGCAAGGUGCGGAGGGCCAAGGUCAAGAGGAAAAAGCCCUCGACGCGGACGCCGUCGUUGAGCAGCGACAGCACGGGCAGCACGAGGAGCACCGCAGACACGAGCAACGAGGAGGGCAGCAACUGCGAGGAGGACGCCGAACACAAGAGACUCGCCUCGACGAGAAGUAAUGACUCGGGAUUCGAUGGAUCGCCGAGGCUUUCUACACCAUCGCAAUCGUCCGAGAACCAAAGAAGCAACGCGGACAGCGAUCACUUCCACCACAGCGGCCGGAUAACGCCGCCCGCCACGAAUCUUCCCAGAUUCAAGAAAUACGAGGUCACGGACUUUAACUUCCUCAAGGUACUGGGCAAGGGCAGUUUCGGCAAAGUCCUGCUCGCGGAGCUUCGGGGCACCGAGUGCGUCUACGCGGUAAAGUGCCUGAAAAAGGACGUGGUGCUCGAGGACGACGACGUCGAGUGCACGCUGAUCGAGCGCAAGGUCCUGACCCUGGCGACCCGGCACCCGUACCUGUGCCACCUGUUCUGCACCUUCCAAACCGAGUCUCACUUGUUCUUCGUGAUGGAGUACCUGAACGGCGGCGACCUCAUGUUCCACAUACAGAAGAGCGGCCGGUUCUCCGAGGCCAGGGCCAGGUUCUACGCCGCGGAGAUCUGGUCGGGCCUGAUAUUCCUUCACAAGAAGGGCAUCGUCUACCGCGACCUCAAGCUCGACAAUGUCCUGCUCGACUUUGAGGGCCACAUCAGGAUCGCCGACUUUGGCAUGUGCAAACUACAGAUCUUCCUCGACAGGACGGCCGACACGUUUUGCGGGACGCCUGAUUACAUGGCCCCGGAAAUAAUAAAGGGGCUAAAGUACAACCAGGCGGUCGACUGGUGGUCCUUUGGUGUCCUGUUGUACGAGAUGUUGACCGGUCAGUCGCCGUUCUCCGGCUGCGACGAGGACGAGCUGUUCUGGAGUAUCUGCAACGAGCGACCCUUCAUUCCCCGGUACCUCUGCCAGAGCGCCACCGAGCUCCUCGUCUGCCUCCUCGAGAAGGACUCGGGCAAGCGGAUACCCGGACACGAGAUCGCCUGUCACUCGUUUUUCAACUCCAUCGCCUGGGACAAGUUGGAGCGGCGCACGCUGGAGCCCCCGUUCAAGCCCGCGGUGGAGCACACCCUGGACACGAGGUACUUCGACACGGCCUUCACGACGGAACGCCCGAGACUGACGCAGGUGCCCGAGCAGAUACUCACCUCCAUGGACCAAACGGUCUUCCGUGGAUUCUCGUACACGAAUCCCAACGCGACAGACUGAACGCGAUCGCGAGUGCCUUCGAGCAGGGGCUCACAGGAAAAAACAAAAUUUCUAUCCAUGCGGCUUUUUUUUUUU
Messenger RNA from Copidosoma floridanum, 5597 nucleotides. RefSeq lists its product as uncharacterized. Gene Ontology annotation, biological process: peptidyl-serine phosphorylation; intracellular signal transduction. The record is from RefSeq and is a predicted model, not a curated record. Gene Ontology annotation, molecular function: ATP binding; protein serine/threonine kinase activity. Lineage: Eukaryota; Metazoa; Arthropoda; Insecta; Hymenoptera; Encyrtidae.